This is a messenger RNA of Brassica rapa (field mustard), 1278 nucleotides long. RefSeq lists its product as uncharacterized. Lineage: Eukaryota; Viridiplantae; Streptophyta; Magnoliopsida; Brassicales; Brassicaceae. The record is from RefSeq and is a predicted model, not a curated record.
UAGGUUAAUUUAACGAAAUAAUUGAAGAUUACCGAGAUGCGAAUAGUUAUUGUAAUUUGUACUCUAUUAAUAAUUAAUUGUGCCUCGGCCACAUCUCUGUGUCCACCGACUAUUUUUACGUUAUAGUAUUCCAGUGACGUAUAUCCCUCUAACUGAUUCAAACCACAUUUACAGCUACACGUGUAAAAUAUUUCGAAAUAAAAAAGUGAAUAAAAAAGGAAUUAAAACAAUUAUCCUGCGCGCUGUACCAACUACAAAGUCGUAUUAAUCAGUGACUAAUUAAAUCUCCAAAAGGACAGUUUAGGGGGUGUUAGUGGGGAUGAGAUUUAUAAUGAGUCUUAAAAUUUCUAAGUCUAGUGUUAUUGGUUUAUAGAUUCUCAUCUUCUCAUUGAAAUCUAUUGUUAUUGGUUUGAUGAUUCUAUAACUCUAUACAAAAUCAUUUGUUAUUCAAAAAGUUUAGAUUUUAAUGAUUCUACAAAUCUAUUAAAGUAAGUGUUAUUGGAAGUUGAAUUCUUAUCCUUUUAACUCACAAAUUAAGAUUUUGAGAAUACUACAUGUUUACCUUGAAUUCUUAGAAUCAUUACAUUACUUUAUUUUCAUAGAUUUUCACAAUAUACAAAAUUCUCUACAUCUCUUUCCAAAUUUAACAAAUCUCUCAACUUUUAAAAUCAACAAACUCUAUAGAAAUCUAAGUCCCACUAACACCCCCUUAUAUUCUUUUUCUUUUUCAGCAGGCCACGAUAUAUAUAAAAAGGUACAAAACUUCUUCAAGGAUAGUCGACAAAGAAGAAUACAUUACCUAACAAAAAUGAUGAUGAAAGAUGUUCAAAACAUGAGAUCCGAGAAGAUUAGUGCCAAGGACGAACCUUUUCAGUCACCAGGAGAUUACGUUAGAUUCAUAAGCCCAGAGGUUUACAAAUCCAACAGACAGAAAUAUCUCAGAAGCUACACGUUCAAAAGCUACGAGGAGGAAGCAGACUUGUCUCCCAAGAAACAGAGGAAGUGGUUCAAGAACAAGAAGAUGAUCAAGUUUAAGAAGACAAGUGACUCAUUUGGCAACUCGCUCAAGUCUUGUCUCAUCCUCUUGUUCUCUUGCUUCCAUGUCUGAUUCUUCUAAUAUGUAUAAGAUUACCCACUCCUCUUUUUAUCUUUCUUUUGUCUAUCGUAAUUUCAAUCCAUCUUCACUUUGCUUUUGGAAUAAAUUCGAACUCCUUGUGUAAACUUUAACUAAAUUUUAUUCGAAUAUCACACUGUUGUCUCGUUUUCAUUGACAUUGAA